Mizuhopecten yessoensis (Yesso scallop) is the source of this 930-nucleotide messenger RNA. RefSeq lists its product as uncharacterized. NCBI's taxonomy places the organism in Eukaryota, Metazoa, Mollusca, Bivalvia, Pectinida, Pectinidae. The record is from RefSeq and is a predicted model, not a curated record. Bases 85 to 930 code for a protein of 281 amino acids. The transcript has 3 exons.
UUUUGUCACGUGGUUUCGAUCAAGCCCGGUAACCACCACUAAGACAACGCUACCACACGUACGCAGGACAUUGCAAACUUCAUUAUGGCGUCUGCAGCAGUGGUUUGUGGUGGUUUGAUUGCCCUGGGAUUGUUCGUUUUGCAGGCGGUGGGGGUAGGCACACACUAUUGGUAUGUAGUAGAAGUGUCAGGGAUAAGUGAGAUUAGUGCCGGCCUGUUCCAGAUUUGUAUAGACGUUACCAUUCUCGGCAGCAGUACCAGCCAGUGUUACAGUUACAACAACUACGUCACCUCUGCGACUCUCGUUGACUUUAACUACUACGCGAUUGCAGGGCUCAGUGUCAUAGGCUGUAUCCUACUGUUUUGCAAUGUCAUCAUCGGUUUCGUGGGAUGUGCUAGCACCAGACCGGGACGUCCUACUGUUCAAAACUUGGGCGGCAUUUGGUUCAUUUCGGCCGGCUGCACUAUCGCCGCAGUGGUUUGGUUUUACAUCACACAAUACCAAGACGCGAAAACAGUGCUGUCGUUGACCUCACUUUUUAAACUCAAGCUUGGCUAUUCCUUCUACCUAGUCGCCGUGGCGGGUGGAGGCGCACUUAUUGCCGCUAUAACCAUGUGUGUGACAGCUAGUCACAUGGACGUCCCACAAACUAUCGCCCCGGUCGGAGCCCCCGCAGGACCACAGGUGUUUGUCAUGCAUUCAGGAGUUGCACAACAGGGACCCACGGGAUAUCCACAACCAGGAUUUCCGCAACCAGGAUACCCACAGCCUGGAAACCCACAACCAGGAUACCCACAGCAUGGAAACCCACAACCAGAAUACCCACAGCCUGGAAACCCGUUCCCUGUUUAUUGCCAUCCUAGUGUAGUCUUUCAUAACAACAUCUAUCAACAUUCUUUAGUUAAGCAGAAAAUGACACUUUACCAAUAG